CGGUGAUGGCUGGGCUUCCGGCGUCUCUCUCGGGGCAGGACGAAGGAUCGUUUGCAUAUCUUACAAUUAAAGACAGAAUACCACAGAUCUUAACCAAGGCUAUUGAUACAUUGCAUCGACAUAAAAGUGAAUUUUUUGAGAAACAUGGAGAGAAAGGCACAGAAGCCGAAAAGAAAGCAAUUUCUCUUCUUUCUAAAUUACGAAAUGAAUUGCAAACAGAUAAACCAAUAAUCCCCUUUGUUGAGAAGUUUGUUGAUACUGACAUAUGGAAUCAGUACAUAGAAUAUCAGCAGAGUCUUUUAAAUGAAAAUGAUGGAAAACCCAGGUGGUUUUACUCACCUUGGUUGUUUGUAGAAUGCUACAUGUAUCGUAGAAUUCAUGAAGCAGUUAUCCAGAGUCCACCAAUUGAUGAGUUUGAUGUAUUUAAAGAAUCAAAAGACCAAAAUUUCUUUGAGUCGCAGGAAUCCAUCAUUGCUUUGUGUACUCAUCUACAAGAGGUGGUAACAGCCAUCAGAGACCUAGAUGAAAAUCAGCUGAAAGAUGAAUUUUUCAAACUUCUUCAGAUUUCACUGUGGGGGAAUAAGUGUGAUCUGUCUCUAUCAGGCGGGGAAACCAGUUCUCAGAAAACCAACAUAAUGAGUUCUUUGGAGGAACUAAAACCUUUGAUUUUAGUGAAUGACAUGGAACAUCUUUGGUCGCUGCUUAACAACUGCAAGAAAACAAGAGGAAAAGCAUCUAUUAUUACCAGAGUAGAUAUUGUUUUGGAUAAUGCUGGGUUUGAACUUGUUACGGAUUUAGUUUUAGCUGACUUUUUGUUGUCCUCUCAACUGGCUACUGAGAUCCAUUUUUAUGGAAAAACUAUUCCGUGGUUUGUGUCUGAUACUACUAUCCGUGACUUUAACUGGUUAAUUGAACAAGUGAAAGGGUCUAAUCAUAAGUGGAUGUCCAAGUGUGGGGCUGACUGGGAAACCUACAUUAAAGUGGGCAGAUGGGUUUACCAUGAUCAUAUAUUUUGGACUCUGCCUCAUGAAUUCUGCGUAAUGUCUCAGGUUGCUCCUGACUUGUAUGCUGAACUACAGAAGGCACAUUUAAUUUUAUUCAAGGGUGAUUUGAACUAUAGGAAGUUGACAGGCGAUAGGAAGUGGGAAUUUACUGUUCCGUUUCAUCAGGCUCUGCGCGGCUUCCAUCCUGCCCCUCUCUGCAGCAUACGAACCUUAAAAGCUGAGGUUCAGGUUGGGCUGCGGCCGGGGCAGGCUGAACAGUACAUAGCCUCUGAGCCCAGCUGGCUGACCACUGGCAAGUAUGGGGUAUUUCAGUUUGAUGGUCCACUCUGACUUGCUUUAGGAACUCUUUUAAGUUGUGUAGAGAGAGAUGGCAGACACUUCGCGUCCCCAAAA
This is a messenger RNA of Odobenus rosmarus divergens (Pacific walrus), 1397 nucleotides long. It is a transcript of the gene DCPH1, whose product is annotated as chromosome unknown open reading frame, human C6orf211. Gene Ontology annotation, molecular function: phosphatase activity. Bases 6 to 1334 code for a protein of 442 amino acids. Gene Ontology annotation, biological process: DNA damage response. The transcript has 5 exons. The record is from RefSeq and is a predicted model, not a curated record. Gene Ontology annotation, cellular component: cytoplasm; nucleus. NCBI's taxonomy places the organism in Eukaryota, Metazoa, Chordata, Mammalia, Carnivora, Odobenidae.